GUCUUAGAACUGUCGAAGAACUCUGUCUACAUGAACAGUAUUACACAGCCAAAUUGGAGACGACAGAUUUGGAAUUCGUCGAUGAUGAACCGGUACAAGAUCACGUAUUACGAAUACUCAAUAACGGUCAAGAUACUAGCGUGUUAACCUUAUCAGCAUUAGCGACCGUCUUUCAACGGCCAGUUGUUUCUGUUUAUCCACAUAUAAAUGACAAUGACGAAUAUUCUGAAAUACUAAAUACAACGUUCUAUCCCAGAACUCAUACAGAUAUUACAAUAAAACCAUUAAAAAUAUUGUGGUCAGGCCCUUUACCGGAAGAAGAAGAUCGUAUUUGGAGGCCUAAUCAUUUCGUUUCACUUCUUGACACAAACCAAUCAGAAGAGGAGGCUGUUUCACCACCAGCGACUACCACCACAUCAUCCAAAAUAAGUCAUCAUGUCGCUUCGUCACAGGUUACAACUAUCGAGAAAGACAUUUUAGAAAAAGAUCCUCUACGAGCUGAUGGUAAAACGGAAGAAAAUGAGAAAGAAAAGGAAAAUAAAGAUAAUGAUAUUUUAUUUACCGAAUCGUCACUUUUAUCGAGGCAGAUAUUUAAUGAUGCUCCUUACAUUAUUAAAGAAAUUAUUAACGCACAACAAAAUAGCAUUGCUCUUGAACCACCAAAAUUAGUCAUCGAAUCUUCAAUAUUUAUUGUUCAAUAUAGUGAAGAAAAUCGUAUGUCUAUUGGAAAAGAUGGCAAUGGAGCUUGGAUUUUAAA
Molecule: messenger RNA, 757 nt
Organism: Didymodactylos carnosus
Lineage: Eukaryota; Metazoa; Rotifera; Eurotatoria; Philodinida; Philodinidae
Source: the annotation of a GenBank genome assembly